ACUGUGACGUGUCUGGGUUACUCCUGUCUGUGGUUUAACAGUCUGUCGGAGGCAAAUCAAACUAAAACCAACCACAAACAUGUCUGGACGCUCGGUUCGCGCUGAGACACGAAGCCGUGCUAAAGAUGACAUGAAGAAGGUCAUGGCGGUCAUUGAGAGGGUCAGAAGAUGGGAGAAGAAAUGGGUGACUGUCGGGGACACAUCUUUAAGGAUAUUCAAAUGGGUCCCAGUGGUGGAUACAAAGGAAAAGGAGAAGAGUAAGGCAGUCCCGGUUGGGGCAGUCAGGGAGCUGAAUCGCUUCUCCACGGAUCCAGCCUCAGAAAACCCACACUCAAGUCUUCUGGAUUUUCAUGAUGAGAACAGUAACCAGAGCUCCUUUUCUGAUGUGUACCAGCCCAAAGUGGACAGCAGCAGUAACUCCAGCCCCCAGCUCAGUGAACCUCUUAGCCCGAAGAAUCUGUGUGACUUCCGCACAGACGACUCCCAGCCUCCCACUCUGGGCCAGGAGAUCAUGGAGGAUUCAUCAUUGCCAAGUGAAUUGGCUGAUGAACCUCCAUUGCUGAUUAAAGAGGACCUGUUGCCCCUCACUGCUCAGGAGGAAGAGGAGUGUUCUGGAGCGCCACCACUGAAGAGAGUGUGUUUUGAGCAGAACUCAGUCCUGCAGAGCUCCCCCAUGAUGAGCUCCUCCAUGAUGACCUAACACACACUGCACUUAGCAUCCGGGUCGGGCCCAAUUCACUUAGGGCAUUUUGUUGAAUCUGUUGAAAAAUGUGCGUUUUCAAUGAGGAUACUUCUGGUUCACGACUUGAACUCUCAACAAACUUCCUGAAUUUGAAUUGAUUUGAACCCGGCCCUGCUUAGCUUUUAGUCAGCGAGUUGCACGACCACCAGUCUAUCCUCCGAUGACUGCAAUAGACACCAUUUUAAGGACCAGACAUAUUUGGUUAAAUUAAGGACCACCAUACUUGUUAUGAUGAUAUAUUGAAUUAAGUUUCUCCCUCAAAGGAUUUAUGAAUAUGUAGUUUAGUUUAGCCUAUUUUGUUUUGAAUGGAUUAACAGCCAAAUACAAAAUCAAAGCACCCUACCACAGAUAGAACAAUGAGACAGAUAUUUCACCGGAUGUAUAAUUGUGACGCAUCCACUUGGCGUUUCCACUCACUACCCAAUAUGGUAGUGAGAGGAAGCCGAGUGACCGGCAGUGGGAGAACAUGCAACAAGAUGGAUUUUGGCUGACAUUCUGCAUAUUUUCUCAUCAAUGAAACAUUUGAUCUCAAUACAAUUUUCUGUUCCCAAAACUAGAAUCUGUUAUGAACAGAGUGGACUACGUUUUGUAGACUUUAAUCUUCGCCAAAGUUGUAAAAAAUGGCAUUGUUUAGGAGUGCAAAGGCGAAUUAAGUUAUUGCACACACGCACUUCACAGAGUAGGAGUUCCUUAAAAUAAAUAUGCAGAUGUUUGCUAGAACGGGCUAAUAGGAUCUCGCUAGCUCGUGCUUGGCUCUGCCCACCUCCUUGCUUGUUCUUCCCACUAUGACUCACUUGUUCCCAUUGGAAACGACAGGCUGUGGUCUAUCUUGGUUUAGUUAUACAAAUCUUUGACUCUACUACAGCACACUCCUGAAGUAGUGCAGUGAGGUAGGUUAGAUGUCUGUCCUUUUAUUUUCUGUGAUUUGGGAAAUACAGUCUUCUGUCUCCAAAAUUUAACUUUUUGCGAAAACUAUUUUAAUGCAAAACAAUGAUGGGCCAUUUAUGAAGUAAUAGGUGAAUUCAGCUAUGGUUAGUGUUGAAUGGUUCAAGUAGGAUUGGCUUUAUUGUGAGUGCAGUUUCAUUUUGUGCCAUUGACACUUGUUACUCAAUGCUAGCUGUCAGGAUCUUUGUCACAGCAACAGUGAAAGAUAAAGUUGACAAUCGGCACUGCCAAUUUCUAAAUGAAGUGUCAACUCCGUCCAUCCGGGACACACUUGUGAAAAUCAAACACACUCAGUGCCUAAAUCUAAGUUUAACAUUGGAGAAUGUUUCAACAUUACAAGUACUGUAUGUGCUGUUUUUGGUAUGAACAUCACAUUCACUGAAUGAAGAGUUAAUUUAAAUUACUAGGUCCUUAUGUUUUGUCAUUUAUCUCUUAAAGAUGUUGACUUAGUAGUUAUUUAAGUUAGGGUUCAUUUGUAAAAUGAACACCCAUUGUUUUCCUCAGUCUAAAAUGGUGUUUCUUGAGCUAUUGUCCCUAGUAACCCAAGGAAGCACUUGUAUUUCUCAGAUAUUGUUUUAUGUCAUGUUUUACUUGAGUGAAAUUAGGAAAUUAUUUUAUCAGGUUAGCGUGUACACUGAAAAUGUGAUGUUAUUUGGGAGUGACUAUAAUACUUAAAUAGUAACCAAUUAUAUUUAUUAUAUAAAAUAUAUUUUUCUCUCUCUGACAAUCUAAAACAAUUGCACACAUUUGGCAACUGGGGCACAUUCAGUGGUUUGCCAUUUAUGAAAGAAAUGCUGUAAAAUUUGGGAGGCAAAAAGGUAACUCCCACGAUGUCACUAGUUAUUACCAAUUUAUAACAAUUACAAUUUUCAGUCUUAUUAUUUCAUAGUACUGUCAGUCUCUUGAUAAGACAUGAAUAUUUGCAGGGAUGCCAGUAUGUUGAAUGGGCAACUAAAAUGAAGGCAUUUACAAUGUGAUGACUUUUGUAUCCACAUUUUAAUGACCACCUUGCAGAUAGAUUCAUUUGGAGAUGGUAGGCUUAUUCUGCUAAUGCAUUAUUUUAUUUUUCAAGAAGGUAGUUUGGAGAAGAGUUUGUAAAAAGUACUUUGUAUUUUAUUGUAAUUUUCCAAGUAAAAAUGAUUUUAUAAAGGA
This is a messenger RNA of Salvelinus namaycush (lake trout), 2839 nucleotides long. RefSeq names its product B-cell CLL/lymphoma 7 protein family member B-A-like. Lineage: Eukaryota; Metazoa; Chordata; Actinopteri; Salmoniformes; Salmonidae. Bases 80 to 700 code for a protein of 206 amino acids. The transcript has 6 exons. The record is from RefSeq and is a predicted model, not a curated record.